Messenger RNA from Larimichthys crocea (large yellow croaker), 3953 nucleotides. It is a transcript of the gene plpp4, whose product is annotated as phospholipid phosphatase 4. Gene Ontology annotation, biological process: phospholipid dephosphorylation; phospholipid metabolic process. Gene Ontology annotation, cellular component: membrane. Gene Ontology annotation, molecular function: phosphatidate phosphatase activity. Lineage: Eukaryota; Metazoa; Chordata; Actinopteri; Sciaenidae. The record is from RefSeq and is a predicted model, not a curated record. The transcript is spliced from 7 exons. Bases 442 to 1299 code for a protein of 285 amino acids.
UCCACACACACUCGGCGACGUUCAUAGUCUCUCUCGACUUUGCUGUCUCCCACUACUUUCACCCUCAGUACCUUCUUUUUUUUCUCCCCCUACAGAAACUCUAACCCAGUUUCCUAAUUGAUGGGAGUGCAGGAAGAAGACUUAGAGGAGCAGCGGUCAGCAACAGAGUUGCAAUAAAGAAAAUCGCCCGAGGGGACUGAAACAGACGGAGGCCAGCAUAGACAGGCGGAAGGCGAGGGGGAAAGAAAAGAAAAAAAACAGGAGAGAGAAGGCUGGCUUCAGGUGCCCGAGUGGCGAUGGAGGCGCACGGUGAUGCGUGAAUCUGGAGCACCGCGUCGGGAAGCGCUCGCUUUGUUCAGGUGGAUUACAAAGUGAUCAACCCUCAGAACUGACCGGGGCCGCUUCUGUUUCAUUUUCACUUGACGGAUUAUCUCAAGAAUCAUGAACGUGUCGCCCCCAGACCGAAGGAAAAACAUGCGAGAACUGGCUUUGGAGAUUGGCAUCCGAGUUCUGCUUUUCGGAGUUUUUGUUUUUACUGAGUUUCUGGAACCCUUUGAGAGAGUGAUUCAACCAGAGGAGCUUUGGCUCUACAAGAACCCUCUAGUUGAGUCAGACCACAUUCCCAAGAGGGUCAUGUUCGCAAUUUCAUUCCUUACCCCGUUGGCGGUGAUAUUUGUGGUGAAGAUCAUUCAGAGGACGGACAAGACGGAAAUCAAAGAGGCAUGUUUAGCUGUGUCCCUAGCUCUCGCCCUGAAUGGAGUCUUCACAAAUACCAUCAAGUUGAUUGUUGGCAGACCGAGGCCAGAUUAUUUCCAGCGUUGUUUCCCAGAUGGACAAGUAAAUGCGAAGAUGCUGUGCACUGGAGAGUCAGAUCUAGUCUCCGAGGGACGCAAGAGCUUCCCCAGCAGUCAUUCUUCCUUUGCAUUCUCCGGUCUUGGCUUCACCUCCUUCUACCUGGCGGGCAAGCUGCAGUGUUUCACAGAUCAGGGUCGAGGGCGUAGCUGGCGUCUGUGUGCCACGGUGCUGCCACUCUACAGCGCUAUGAUGAUUGCAUUGUCCCGGACCUGUGACUACAAACACCACUGGCAAGACGCCUUUGUUGGAGGAGUGAUCGGGUUGUUGUUUGCGUACAUCUGCUAUCGCCAGCACUACCCACCCUUUCUGCACAUGGACUGCCACCUGCCUUAUGCCAGUCUGGCUGCCGCCACCCACACACCCUCGCAUGCCCAGGACGACCCGCAACCCACUGACAAUGCCACCACCCUUCCCCUGGAGGGCUUGACUGAAGGGCCAGUAUGACUAGUGGCCACCACCGAGACUUCCGCCAACACCUUUACCAAGCCACCAAGCCCGCCUCCCCAUUCCCCGUGACUGACUGACACUUAUAUACAUUCCAGCAGAUAGUAAUACACCUCACCCACCUCCAUACUUUUAGAUCUCUGUCUCGGUGACACCUACAAUCUUUGUGUUUAUUUUGUUUUUAUAUCUGGUUCUCGCUCAGCGGCCGUGAAAGUUUAUAUUUAGAUGUGAUGUAUGAGAGGAAUCUACGAAUAUGGGACAUCACCGCUGAGAGCGAAUAGAGAAAAACAUGUUGAAAACCUGAGGAAACAAGUCUUACUAAUGGGUGUGAAAGAAGAUAAAACUAUUGCCAGUUUUUUGCUGGAAUUUCUUGGUUAAUGAGAACUGUGUUUGGCAGGUUGUUUAACGCUGGAGUAUAUUUAAUGUUUAUCUGUUAAAUGAUUGGGACAGCAAGUUAGGGAGACCCAGAGAAAAUCCCGUGAAAUGUCACAGCAAUUAAACCAUAAAAUCAAAAAGCUAUUAUCAUAUGUACGUUAUAUUCAACACAAAUUACAAACAAUGUGUGUUUUUUUGUUUCUUUUAACUCAAGGAUUUGCGGCACUAGAUUUAUACCUCCUUGCUUUUAAUCAUUUUUGGUUAUUUUUAGCAAAAUAAUGAUACAUACAAAGCCAAUACAGUCUUGGAGAAAAGCACUGGUCCAUGCCAAUAUUCGAUGCUCUCCAACCUUUCUCUUCUACAUUCACCCAUUUUUAUUAUUUCAUUUUUCUUAUUUUCCUAGAUCUAUAUAAUUUUUCAGUGCAAACCCACAUAUAUCACCAUCUUCCUAUUUCUCUUCCUCUCGUUGUCACCAGAGGUUGCACAGGGACCUGAACCCAAAUUGUAGCUCAAUGAGUGCAAUCAAUAACAGGCAGGUGGGAAUGGCAUGGUGGAAGUGUGUCUGGACAGGCACAAACUUUAAUCUGAUCCUGCAUUAAUCCUCAUUAAGGGAGGUCAGCCUUGGCUGCUUAUGAGCACAUUAAGACUGUAUGAGGUGCCCCACGGACUGCCCAAGCAUUGCAAAUGGCUUUCAGCCUGACUGUAGCCCCACAAACAGACAAUCUAGCAUUCAGGAGAUGACAGGCCCGAACCUAGUACAGCAAUUUUGAUGUAUUAUUCAUCCAUUAAUGUUCCAUUAUUUAUUAAUAUUGCCAGCCUUAAUUUAAUGACAGCACGUUGCAACAGAGAAUACACCAAAGAUUCGUAGCUUUUUUCUGCUUGGGUUGUAUGCACCCUGUUAUGCUUUAUUAACAGAGAUGACACAUAGCCAGAUUACUUGGUCCCUAUCAUCAACAAAGCAAUUUGUAGCUUCCAACAAGUUCUGUUACAAAUUAUGGAUCAUUUUGUUCCCUCGUGUCUUUUUGCCAUUGCUGUGACAUUAAUGGGAAGGUGCAAUCUCAGUUUACUUCUUACCUAACCCAGCUACAUGGAAAGGCAAAGAUUAUAUAUUUGCACUCAAAAAUGAAGGGUGAACACACAAUGUAGAUGGUUCUUUUGUAAUUUAAAUAUAUUGUCAGUACGUUAUUAAGUCCUAUUUAUGUAUUUGUCUAUCUCCACUGAAAAAAGAAAGCUGAAACAGCCUGCACCUAUAGCUGGUAGGAACACACAAGGAAAGCUACUCUGUUCAAAAUUCUUUUAAACACUAUUUCCUCAAAUCAGUCACAAACAAGCCUCUAUCACUAAUGCAACCCACUGGCAGCUUUGUGAAACUGUGUGUGUGUGGGUGCAGGUUUUGACAAGGCCCAUCCCACACUGAUGCAAUACAAAAUUAAACUUUACGAAGAACAAACCUUUCACUAGUCGGGGGGGGGAAAAGGCGCUCGACUCUGCACAUCAGACUCUGUGACAGGACUCAACGAGACUCGAGAGUUGACUGGAAAGGAACUUGUCUCCUUGUCUGCAAUUUGUCUUUCAGCACAGGUCUGUAGAUCUGUGACUGUGAGAUUUUGACAUCUUGAGGCAGAUUUGGAGGUGAAAUGAUUGUGACAGAGAUUCAUCUUGUUGUAUAGACCUGCAAUCGCCUGACUUGGCAGCCUGAUGUUUGUAUUUUGUCAUUUAGUUUGGUACAGUGUUUAUUGGAAAAAAAAAAUGUUCAGAAGUCAUGUCUGUGAGAGUAUUUUCACUUUGCCAUCAAAUGAUUUGAGUUCUCCACUUUCCUUCAAAUCUAUCCAUGAUUUGUUUUAAUUUGGUGCUAUAGAUAGUUUUGUAGCAAUUGGUGUCACUUUUUUUGAAAUGCUUGAUGUGUCAUUUUGAAAAGAAAGUUCAAUAAUUUUCUACAGAGAAAGAAAAAAUAAUAAUUAUACAUACAAUAUGUUUUCAUCAGAUGCACAAGGGCAACCGGUGCUGAAUACUUUUUCUUUUUAAUCAUUUCACCUCCCCAGUGACUGAUGGGAGAAAAGUAUAUCAAAAUAUUAAAGAACAAUGAAAUUAUUAUCUAAAAUUAAUGAAUAGAUGUCUGAAGAAAAAGAGUGUAAGAAUCUUUGUUCAUGGCAUGCCAGUUCCAUUUGUGAGAAAAGACUCUUUUCUAUGAAUAAGCAUGUCUGGCCUUGAGAACUAUUUGAGCUGUGUUUUGCUGUUUAUAUACUUUAUGUACAAUAAAGGACUGCAGCUGUGUGAAA